GGGAUGGACGGGUGGCAACAAGGUUGCCCGUCUUUCUUGCAUUCACGCGGAAUUGGCGAUCCCUAUGUCUACCAUGGCUUCCAAUCGGCCGCAGGUUCGUGAGUGCGGACCGCCGCAAGCACCCCGACCCUGGACCCGCUUGGCCGAAUUGACCCUAGCCGAGAAGUGAACGUCUCUCAUCUCGUCUUUCAAAUACAAGCGGGCGGCCCGAUCUCCUUCUUUCACACUCACCCAUGCUCUCCUUCUCUCCCCUGCCGAUUUCUUUCCACCCCUUGCGACUGCCGUAGGCCGCCGGAUCGACACUGGCUUUGUCGAGACACCUGCUCAAGCGAGAAGAGAAGCGGUAUACCAUCCGAACCCGAAAGUCCAUCGAGACACGCCCAUCAUGAGCGACGUCGAUAAGUCCGCCGUCACCCAGACGGAGAAUAUCUCGGACAAGCCCAGGAGGCGCGGUUGCCUGGGCCACUGCGCCAGGUUCUGGUGGGCGUAUUUGAUCGUUCUUGUUAUCAUCGUCGUCAUUGUCGUGCCCGUUGUCCUCCUGGUUGGCGUCCCCAAGAUUGCUCAACAGAAGCUCGAUGAUGCGCAACUCGACCUCGAUGGAAUCAACAUCAGCAACACACAGAGCCAGAACUUGACCAUGGCCAUAAACAGCACCAUCACGACGGACGGCUCCGUCCACGCUACAGUCAAGGGUUUCCAGGGCGUCAUGUAUCUCGAGGACCUGCAGCCCCACACCCCCUUCGCCAAGUUCGAUUUCCCUCAGACCAACAGUGAUGCAUUCCAGACCGUCAACAUCAGUCAGUUUCUCCCGGUCGAUGACGUUAAGGCCUUGACCGUCUUCAACACUUGGCUGCUCGCCAAUGAGUCGCUCCGUGUGACCGUGCUCGGCGACACCCAAGUCCGUGUCAAGGGCAUUUCCCGGGACUACGGUGUCACCUUCAAGAAGAUCGUCGACAUGCCCGGCCUCAAUGCCUUUGCUGGGACAGUGGUCAACCAGACGUCUGUCUCACUCGACAAGGAAAACAACUUCAACGGCACCGCGUACAUCCCCAACCUCUCUCAUUUCGACUUCGAGCUUGGCAACGUCACCUUCCGCAACUACCUGUUUGGCGAGGAAAUCGGCACCGUGUACAUUGACAACCUUCGCGUCAGGCGCGGAAUGAACGUGUACCGAAUGCGCGCAUCUAUUCAGCAAACCCCCGUGAUCGAGGCCCUCGGCCGCCCGGAGUACUGCAAAGGUCCCAACAAGGGCAUCCUUCCGUUCGUGAUCAGCGGCAAGUCGGUCAUCAACCACGGCCAGGCACUGCCCUAUUUCGCGGAUGCCCUGGCUGCUGUGAACCAGAGCAUCCCCAUCAACAUUGGUGCUGGCAUCAAGAGCUCUCUUGGAAUCGACGUCCCUUGCAGCAUCGUCGAACGCCGCAGGUAAAAGCCCCUGGGCAAACAUUUCCUGUUUUAAUCAUCUUCUUGUUUUACUUUCUUUAUUACAUUUCGCCGGGCUCUAAGUGCACGGUCGGGAGAUACCAUUCCAUUAUGAUGACGAUGGGGGAUACCAUGAGCUGUUGUCUAUUACUUGGGGAUUCAGUUGACGGGCAGCCAAAAGCCCGACUUGGCCUGUAAAUAGGGGUCGGAGGAAACCGCUGACUGCCAGGAGCGGGCACUCGGGCACGGAAGUCUGUUAUGUGACAGUGGGCGGUGGCAGCGCUUCCAUCAGCACCUAAACUGGUGAUGUAAUGUCAGUUAAUGAAUAACACACGGUGGUAGUUUAUGCGCAACUACCCAAUGCCAGCUUGAGGUGUUUGUGAAACACCAAGCUAGCAAGGUCCCGCUCCGAAGUCUCAGCAUAGUGAC
Chaetomium strumarium is the source of this 1848-nucleotide messenger RNA. RefSeq lists its product as uncharacterized. The record is from RefSeq and is a predicted model, not a curated record. The transcript has 4 exons. Gene Ontology annotation, cellular component: fungal-type vacuole membrane. Lineage: Eukaryota; Fungi; Ascomycota; Sordariomycetes; Sordariales; Chaetomiaceae. Bases 386 to 1426 code for a protein of 346 amino acids.